CAGGCUUAAAUCUCUCCCAAAAUUCCUCCCUGUGGUACUUUUUCUUUCUGUUGUUCAAACUUGCAAGAAACCCAAUCUCAAGACCCAUCAAUUUCUUCCGAAUUGCCAAGAAUCCAAGCAAAGCAAAAGAGAAAAAGAGGAAGGAGCCCCCAAAGCAAUAACCCACCUAAGUUUGAAGCUUUCUGCCCACUACAACUCUUCCCUUGUGUUUGUCAAGCUUCCAAGUUCCCAUCUUUAUCUGACCUGCUAUAAUUGGGAAAGCUUGAAGAAGAGAGAGAAGGAAGUCCUCAGAAAUUGGAGGAUCAAGAGAGAGAUCAGAGAUCAGAGAUGGGUAGUUUGACUCUGUCUCCAUGGCUUCCUUCACAGCUCAAGCCCACUGUGUUUGAGCAGAAGGAUAUGUCUCUUUUCCCCUCUAGGAGGAAACUCAAGAGCAGCAUGAAUAACAAGAGAUUCUCUGUUUCCAGCCCUGUGGCUAGGCUGUUUGGGCCAUCAAUCUUUGAAGCAUCAAAGCUGAAGGUGUUGUUUUUAGGGGUUGAUGAGAAGAAGCAUCCAGGCAAGUUGCCCAGGACGUAUACACUCACCCACAGUGAUAUCACCUCCAAGCUCACUUUGGCCAUCUCUCAGUCCAUAAACAACUCCCAGCUUCAAGGAUGGGCCAACAAGCUGUACAGAGAUGAAGUGGUGGCCGAGUGGAAGAAGGUGAAAGGGAAGAUGUCACUCCAUGUUCACUGCCACAUCAGUGGUGGCCAUUUCUUACUUGAUCUCUUUGCUAGGCUCAGAUAUUUCAUCUUCUGCAAAGAACUACCCGUGGUGCUCAAGGCCUUUGUUCAUGGAGAUGGGAAUCUGUUGAACCACCACCCGGAAUUACAGGAGGCGCUGGUGUGGGUUUACUUUCACUCCACAAUUCCAGAAUUCAACAAGGUGGAGUGCUGGGGCCCGCUCAUGGAUGCUGCAGCACCUUCUUCAAAGAAGGGUGGUGGGACUAAGGUAGGCCCGGAGGUGGAUGGAGAAGAGAAGGGACAGUCAUCAAGCAAUUGGGGGUUGCCAGAGCCAUGCCAAGAAGACUGCAGCUGUUGUUUUCCACCCAUCAGCAUGAUCCCAUGGUCUAAAAACUUUCCCUUUGCUUCUCAAACUCAACAACCUGGGGAUUCCAAGAGAGCGACCCAGGAGGGCUUGCAUCAGCCCCCCGUCUAGCAUCAACCCUUUAGAGAAAAUCUUUGUUUUCCAUGGUGAAACUCCAAUGCAUUUGAUUCGUCUGUGUGUCACACUUGUAAAUAAGGAAAUUCGCGUGCGAAUCAGAAUCUGUCGACCCAACCCGACCCUCCGUAAUAUUGUAGCGGAAAGGGUGGGGGAUGUUGAUCAAUCUUUUCACCCAGUAGCUGGGUUUUUUUUUUUUUGGGUUUCAUGACUCCAUGUUGGAGUACAAGGUAACAAGAAGUUCUACUGUGUGUCCCAAUUGAUAGGAUACUAUAAUAUAAUGGACUCUCUCAAGCUUUGUAUAGUAGUUUCUACAAGUGAUCAAGAGUAUCCACGACCACGAGUUGUUCUGAAGACAGGUGCAGACUCAAAAGCUUCCGC
Linum tenue is the source of this 1578-nucleotide messenger RNA. The record is from the annotation of a GenBank genome assembly. NCBI's taxonomy places the organism in Eukaryota, Viridiplantae, Streptophyta, Magnoliopsida, Malpighiales, Linaceae.